AUGAGUUUCUUCGAGAACUUCUGCGCUUUCCUGGCAAGUGCAGCUAGCGCAGGAAUGAGGGCAGCAAGAGAGACGCUCAUCCCAUCGUUGGCAGAGGGCAGCAAAGCCGCAGCCGAGAAAAUUGGACAUGCAGUCAGCGCAGAAAGCGGCCUCAGCAAAGAAAAUCUCGGCCGAGCUCUUGCGGGAGCUGGCCAGGCCGUCAACUCGUUUGCCCAGAACCACGUUGGUCCUGCUGUGGGCGGAGCAGCAGUCGCGCUUGAGAGGAUGUUCUAG
This is a messenger RNA of Drepanopeziza brunnea f. sp. 'multigermtubi' MB_m1, 273 nucleotides long. RefSeq lists its product as uncharacterized. The record is from RefSeq and is a predicted model, not a curated record. Lineage: Eukaryota; Fungi; Ascomycota; Leotiomycetes; Helotiales; Drepanopezizaceae.